AUGGAGAUCACCAUGGAUCAGAAAUUUCUUUCAAGCAGCUGGCCUAAUCUUCAAUUCGUUCCUGAAUCUUUUGUGCACCCACCGGAGAAAAGACCCGGGAAGCUGCUUUUUGCUCGGACUUGCAAAACAAUUCCUGUCGUUGAUCUUGAAGCUCAUGAUCAGACCCAAAUCAUUCAGCAUAUUAUGAAAGCUACCCAAGAGUUUGGAUUCUUCCAGGCCAUCAAUCAUGGAGUUUCCAAGAAAUUAAUCGAUGAUGCAAUGGGUGUUUUCAAACAAUUUCAUGCCAUGCCUACAAAGGACAAGGCAAGCCAACGCUCCAAGGACCCCAAAAGAAGCUGCAAGUUCUACACAAGCAGUCAAAAUUACUCAGCUGAGGAGGUUCACUACUGGAGGGAUGCACUAACACACCCUUGUUAUCCUUUAGAGGAAUGCAUGCAAUUUUGGCCUGAAAAGCCUUUUAGAUACCGGAAGGUUAUUGGGGAAUAUGUGAUAGAAUUAAGAAAGUUUGGAGAGAAAAUUUUGGAGAUGCUUUGUGAAGGAUUGGGACUUAGCAGGAGUUAUUUGAGUGGGGGGCUUAGUGGAAAUCCUGAGCUGAUGGUUAAUCACUAUCCACCAUGCCCAGACCCAAGCUUAACCUUGGGAUUAGCCAAUCACAAGGACCCUAGCCUCAUUACCAUAUUACUUCAAGAAGAAAAUGGACUUCAAGUUUUCAAUGAUGGUGAAUGGAUUGGGGUUGAGCCUCUUCCUCAUUCCUUUGUGGUCAACGUAGGCUAUGUUUUACAGAUAAUCAGCAAUGGGAAACUUAAAGGUGCUGAACAUCGAGCAGUGACAAAUUCAAGCUUUGCUCGAACAUCUGCUGCUUUCUUGAUAUAUCCUUCUAAUGAUAGCCUUAUAGAACCUGCAAAAGCUCUGACAAAUGCAUGCUAUCCCCCGCUCUAUAGAGCCAUGCAGUUUAAAGAGUUUCAAAGGAACUUCUUGUGUAGGGGCGCCAACGCUGAAUUAGUGCUGCAGUUUAUAAGUUCCCAGCAGAGCUACAGCACAUGA
Molecule: messenger RNA, 1044 nt
Organism: Corylus avellana
Lineage: Eukaryota; Viridiplantae; Streptophyta; Magnoliopsida; Fagales; Betulaceae
Product: hyoscyamine 6-beta-hydroxylase-like
Source: RefSeq, a predicted model, not a curated record